Lytechinus pictus (painted urchin) is the source of this 3940-nucleotide messenger RNA. Its product is annotated as prolow-density lipoprotein receptor-related protein 1-like. The transcript is spliced from 8 exons. The record is from RefSeq and is a predicted model, not a curated record. Gene Ontology annotation, molecular function: Wnt receptor activity; calcium ion binding; Wnt-protein binding. The coding region runs from base 1 to 1278 and encodes 425 amino acids. NCBI's taxonomy places the organism in Eukaryota, Metazoa, Echinodermata, Echinoidea, Temnopleuroida, Toxopneustidae. Gene Ontology annotation, biological process: canonical Wnt signaling pathway.
AUGAGGCGUUUGGCUGGCUUGAACUUGCUAAUCAACUGGUUGCUCAUCUUCUCAUUCAUCUCAUCAAAAGUCGUCUGUGCCUCCGUCUAUUCCACAUCAUCUCCAAGUGCAGACUGUCAUGACUAUAACGAGCAUUGCAACGUCAAGACCUUUUGUCGAAUGAUAAAGCUUCGCAAUGGCACCGAGAUACCAACUGCGCUUAAGAAGAUUGCCCUUGGCGGCAGAAAUGUAUUUGCUUGCAAGAUUGCAGCUUGUGUUAGUGAACCCUGCAUGAAUGGAGCGACUUGUACCGAUAUUCUGGAUGGAUAUUCCUGCCAGUGCUCCGGGGAAUUCACAGGAAACCAAUGCGAACAUGCACUGACGAAGGUAUUGCUAAGUCAUGAUCGAACCAUCUAUAAAACUGCAUUCGCAACGACCGACAACUAUGAAGAACGUGUCAACUUGCUCAAUCUUUCUUACCAUGUGGUAUAUACGGCUGCAGCAAGUCGCAUCAAUGCUGUGGAAUACGACCCUAAACAGGACCAGGUCUACUUUGCCUUUGAGACCAGGAUCGACAGGAUUCAGUGGGAUGGCUCAGGGGAACAAACGUUUUUCAACGGAUCAAAUAACCUUGCUCUGGAUGUGAACGGCCGAAUAAUCUACUGGAUCGUCGAGUCUUCUUACUCGAUUUCGAUGUCCCCAAUGGACAUUAAUCAGCUUCCCGUUGAAGGUGAAUUUCUCUAUGAUACCGGGAUCUCCAAUCCUUUUACGGUGUUUUUCGAUCGUUUCCAAGGGAAUUUAUACUGGGGUGAGAGCUCACACAUUUCACGGAGGAUUGGUAACAUGGAGGAGAGUAUUGUCGAGGAGAACAUUAAAUGGGCAAAAGGAUUGUUCGUCGACACAAAAGAUGAUCGAAUGUACUGGAGCCAAAAUACUAAUCGGAAAAAUAUCGAAUCGGUCAGACUAAAUGGGAAGGAUAGGAAAAUGUAUUUUCCUAACUCGACUGGUAAUUCGAGCAGCAAUAAGUUCCGACGAUUCGUUGUCUUCGAUGGCGUAAUGUACUGGUCGGCAGAGAAUACCCCAGGAAUCGGUCGGGUCGAUGUGACCGGAGAUGACCUCAAGUAUUAUCAGCGUGUGCUAGAGCUACGAGUAGAACGCGACGAUGCACACAACGAUAGCGAUGACGAUAAUGACGACGACAUGGAUGGGGUAGACGCGCCUUACGGGACCGUCCAACUGGGAGCGAACAUUGAUUUCUUUAUCAACGGGGAUUUCAAAAAUGAUAGAAUUCAUUAUUAAGAAAUAUCUUGCCAAGUCGACUUAUAAAACACUAUAUGUCGACAUGGCAAGAUAUGAAGUGUCCAAGGCCCUCGAGAGUCUAAAUAUCUCGCCAAGUUGACGUAUAACUUUUUAUAAGUGGACUUGGCAAGAUAAAAUAUGUCGCCGUGUUGACAUGUAACUUGUUAUAAGUCAACUUGGCAAGAUAACUUAUCUCGCCAUGUCGACAUAUAACCCUUUAUAAGUCGACCAUGUCGAUAGAGGGCGCAACAGCUGCGUUAAGACGUAUUUUUGCAUCCUCUGUUUUGGAACUAAGAUAUCUGGAAAUAUCAACGAGAGAACUAACCAUCCGUUUUCAGUAAUCAGGAUAUUGAUAUUCUUAUAUCAACCUUUUCAAGAUUUGGAGAUCAUUUUUCAUAUAUUGCUGUUUAAUUCCAUAUUUCGAGCGUUUAUUUGGUAAUUGGAUCAACAUGUAUGCUGAGAAAGCAACGCCACACCCUGAAUCGCACCUUCCCCGAGGACCAAAACCCGUUUUCAUCCGGACAGAUAACGUAAGAAAUGAGGACAAAAAACCAAUUACGGGUGAGGAAAUCUAUGUUAGUCUUGUGAAGGUGUUCAAGAGUGAUGUUGUUGCCGGAAUUCAACAGAUUCGACGUCUUUGGCGGAUCUAUUUGACUUCCCAUACCGACCGUGUUGAGCUGAUAUCGAAUGGGUUACUGCUACGUGGGGCAAGCGUCCCUGUUUAUGACGUGAACCCAUUCACCCAGUCAAGAGAUGAAAACCUUACGAGAGUUACCAUUAAGGAUAUACCCUUAUCCGUUAGUGAUGAAGUGAUAAGAGCUAAACUACAGGAGAUGAAGUAUGAGAUGCAUGGCGAAAUAUACCGCCAAAAACUAAGGGUAAAUGGUCAGCUAACUAACUGUUUGAACGGUGAUCGUGUUAUCCACAUUUCUCCACCAUCGCAACCUCUUCCCAGGAAACUUGUUUUUGGGAACACAUUUAUGGCUCGCAUUUACCAUUCCGGACAACCUGAGAAUGCCAGUGGCGCCCAUGCAACAUGUUCCAGGUGCUUACAAAUAGGACACCACGUCUCGAGAUGUGUAAACGAGGUAAGGUGCCAAGUAUGCAAGCAACCCGGACAUAUGAGGAAGGAAUGCCCGAACACCCAACAAGCGACAGGGAACCUAGCAACGUACGACGCUUUUUCGUUUCAAUCGCAAACGCAAACUUCGAGCGAGGGAAUCAACGUACAGGAUGAAAUAUCUCGAUCAACCAACAAGACACGACAAACUCGUCUUGCUGAAUUCGUAUCGAAACUGGUACAACAUCCAUCGCAGACGCAGAAUACCAAUGUCGACACUGCAACAGCCGUAGCUUUAGAUCUCCGAUCACCUAGAAGAACGCGAUCAGCGUCACGCCCUAAAGAAGGUUCAUCCGCGUACGCUUCAGACGGAGCGAUGCACUACGCGACUAAGCGUAACAACAUCCGCGAUUACGAUGAUCAAGUGGAAGCAUUGGAGAGCGAAGCUGAAAACAAUCGAAGUGAAAGCGAUGUAGAUGAUGACACAUCCAUGUCACCCGAGACUCCCCCGAAAUCGUCGACGAAUAAAGCAUUAAAGCCUGUGAAACGGAAGAAGAAAGCUACAAAGAAAAAGAAAUAAAAUUUCCACAACGAUGUGAGUAUAAACAUAGAGAAAUCAACAUGGAAACCAAUAUAAACGAAGGACAAAAGAAUUGUGAAAAUGAAAGAACUAGGAACUGGGGUAAACAUGAUCACGUACAUUUUAUAACAUUGAAUGUAAGAGGGAUACGUGAUUCAAUGAAGAGAAAGAAAAGAUUUCUUUGGCUCCAUCGUCAAAAGUGUGACAUAGCUUAUUUGCAGGAAACAUUCUUGUCACGAAACAUAGAAAAUACAGUUUCUAAAGAAUGGAAAGGUACAUGUCUAUUUGAUCAUGGGACAAAUCAUUCCAAAGGUGUAGCAAUUUUUAUUAAAGAAAGGUUACCUAUAACUGUCAUCGACACAUAUUACAAAGGUGAUGGUCGGUCAGUUGCUGCUAGAUUGUUAUAUCUAGAUCGCUUUUAUUUGUGUUUAAAUGUAUAUGCACCUGCUAAAAAUAAAGAGAAAGAGCCUUUUUACUCGUCAUUAUGUAAUUGGGUACAAAAUAUUAAAAAACAAAAUGACGUUAUAAUUGCGGGUGGAGAUUGGAACUGUGUUCAAAACAAAAGUAAGGACACGAGUGGAGUUUCAUACGCAUAUUUACCAAAACAAAACUUUGUCAAAUUUCGAAAAGAGAAUUACUUAGUAGAUGUAUGGAGAAAAAUGUUUCCAGAGAGAAGACAGUAUACAUGGAGACAAUUGUCACUUAACAUUCAUUCAGGAUUAGAUUAUUGGCUCAUGUCAAAAGAGCACUUUCCAUAUACACAUUCCAUAGAUAUUAAACCUGUGUUAAAAUGUGACCAUAAUGCAGUGUCAAUGAAACUUAAUAUCUUAAUACAUGACAGGGGAAAAGGUUGUUGGAAACUGAACAACUCGUUGCUUAAAGAAGAAUCGUUUAAAGAGCAUAUUAAGCGUAUUAUUCACAAGGUUGAUAUGGAUUUUAAUAAUAGAUAUGAUAAACAACUUAGAUGGGAAAUGUGUAAAAUUCGAAUAAAAUAAUUUAGUAUGAAAUAUGCAGUUGAUCUU